UGGCUCCGGAUUGACGUUUAAUACGUUCCGCCGAUUGUAUCUCGAUCGGCCGCUAUCGCUUUAUCGUCGCUUUAUGUAGACGUAGUAUCCAAAAGUGUACGCCCUAUUUUUCCUUAUAUGUAAUCCCACAGCAGCAGCUGUGUGUGUGUGCGCCAGUGAAAAAAUGUAUGUGCCACACAUCAGCUGGUAACAUCUGUCGAUAAAUCAUAUUUCCUUUGAGUUUUGCUCAAAACAUCAUCCUGGUCCAAUACAUGUUGGUGGUGUGAUGGCACAAGAAACUCGCACCGAUGAUGGCAUGUACAUAAAACAAGAGACCUCUAGUGUGAUACAUAAUGUAUGUUUUGUUUGUGGAAAUUCUGGACAUCCCGAGCAGUAUUGGUUACGUGUACGACCGCCAUCAGCUGGACCAUCUGAUGGCACACCACAUUUUCCAUUUUUGGAAAUGCAUGAACCUCCACAAGGUUAUAGACAACCUUUGAAUGCCAAACAAGAUAGUGCGAUAACAAGUUGUUACUUGUGUUAUUCACUAUUAAUCGGUCAAUGGGAUCGAUAUGAAAGAGAAAAUGUUCCAGCCAGGCAACGUGUCUACUGGUUAAAACGCUGUGAUAAUGGUCCAUUUACUGGUGCUGAUCUUUCUACACAAGGAGAAUAUGCAUGCCAACUAUUGGGUCUCAGUGUUGACUACACUAAUAGUCAUAAGGAUACAAUCAUGUCAUCUGCAAUGUCUCAAAUUACUGGAGAAGAUAGUCGAGGUGCUAGAAUACCACUUACAUCAAUUUCCACAUCAUCUGAUCACAUAGCACAAUUAAAUGGUUCAAAUCCAAUUAAUACAAAUACACCUCAUUCUAAUCCAGGAAGUUAUAGUAGUAGUAGUGGUACAGAUAUUUUAGAUCUAUCUAUGCCUGAUAAAAAUUCUUCUACUGAAGUAUGCUAUGUAUGUGGAGAAGAAUUCCGACGAGGUUCCUUAUCACAUGUGUCAGCUAAACCACCAGCUACUGUUAAUCAAACUGAGCAACCUUUUUUUCCUAGCCUUAUGCUUCAUCCUAGACCCCCUCGUUCUAGGCCAAUGGAUAGUACAGGACGUGUACAAACAUGUACUGCUUGUCAUGCUCAUCUUUUAAAUCAGUGGCAGGUCUAUACGUCAAAAGGCAUUCCACAUGGUGAAAGGAAUUAUAUUUUGCGUAAGCGAUUAAUUCCAUCCAUAGAUACAUCUACAUUUAUUUGUUUUACCUGUUCACUAGAAUACCCUUCGUCUUCUAUGAGGUCUUUAUAUUGUUAUCCAAAUAAUAUCCGUGAACCUUAUUAUCCGUCAUUGACGAAAAUAAAAACUCCACCUGGUGCACUUCCUAUAUCUUCUCAAGGCACUGUUCAAGUUUGUGCAGUUUGUUUUAAAUCUGUACCUCAAAAACAUCAAGUUACUAUGUUAAUGGAUUUGCCUGUUGUUCCAUCACCUUCUCCAUCUCUUCAAUCAAUUAAAUCACCAGAUAUACGUUUUCGGCCCUAUGAUAUAACAAAACCAAAUAAAUCACAAACACCAACACCGUCUGAAGCACAUCGUAGUACUCAUGCAGUUAAUUCUGAUGUAUCUGGUAAUGGAGGACCAGUUCGUAUCAUGAGUGGUAAUAACUUUCGUUGUUAUGUAUGCUAUGAAAUGCAACAUCGUUCACAAUUAGAAUGGAUAUGUACAAAUGCAGAAGGCAUGAAUUCACAUGCUAUGCAUUUUCCAUGUCUUACACAAUUAUCUAGGUCAUCGGAAAAUUAUUGUGUUGAAUCCCAAGGUAGAGUAUUAGCCUGUUCUAAGUGUGUUCCACAGCUAUCUGCCCAAUGGAAUUCUAUGGAAGCCAACAGGGUCCCUUUAGAACAUAGAAGGUAUAACGUUCCUAGUUUGAAUGUUAAUGGUUAUAAUACUCAACAAAUAUCUAGUCGAAAUGACAUUUCGUCUAUUUAUUGUUUCUUAUGCAACCACCAUUCAGACUUAACUUAUGCCAGAGUAUUAUAUAGCCGUCCACAAGGUCGAAAUGCACCAUAUUUCCCAUAUCUUUUAAAACAUGAAACUACACAAGGUGCAGAACAAUUGCGUGAAGACGGAUCUGCAUUAGUGUGUACAUUUUGUUAUCAUGCUUAUGUUGCCCAAUGGCGAGACUAUGAAUCAAGUUCCAUACCUAUUCCACAGCAUGAAAGAAGUUAUAAUCAUAAGGAAUAUGUAUGUUAUGUUUGUACACAAAGAGCUGGACGUCGACAAAUUCGUUCACUUGCAGUUAAUGACUAUCCUUUUCUACGAUACCAUCGUCAAAUUGAUCAAGCAUUGUUAUUAGAAAAUGGAGAAUUUGCCGUUGUUUGUGUUGAAUGUUAUGAAACAAUACAUAUACAAGCUAUCGAAUAUGAACGAUUUGGUAUGCCAUUAGAUAAACAAAGUCUUCAAAAUACUAAUACUGUUAAAAUGGUAAAGCAAGAAGACAAUUAUAGCCAACGAGUGCCACAAAAUAUGACAGUUGAAAAACCACAGUCGUUUGUCCAAACAAAUAAAGGCCAACGACUAAUUGUUAAACGACAACAACAACAACAACAACAACAACCUGCUGCUGAGAGUACAAAGCGGUCUAAGUUAAAUUCUAAUCAAUACAACUCUAAAACAGAUGCAGGUUUAGUCAAACCUCAACCAACAAGUUCAGGUUCGAAACAUACUUUAAUGCCAAAUCUUAUUGGCCAAGCUCCGCCACCUCCAUCCCCUGGUGGUAGAUCAUUUGCUGCUGCUCUAAGAAAUUUAGCUAAACAAGCUGGACCCCCUUCUACUCAUUCUAACGAUAAAGAAGGAAUUGAGUCCCAAGAGAAACAUCAGCAAGAAUCUUUAAAAGGACGAAUCGCACUUUCAAGCUGUAAUAAAUCACAACCAGAUAAUGAAUCAAAAUCAAUUGGUCUGAAUACAGAGCCUCGAAGUGGAUUUCAACCUUAUAAGCCUGAUGAACAAAGAACUAUGGUACCUACAUCAGCAUCUGCUCCUCAUUUUGCUGUUGAUCCUGCCUCAUAUUCACCUUAUCAUCCUGCAAAUCUGUAUUCUCCACAUUUUCAACAUGCCUUCCGGAUUGAAGAACAAAUGUAUCUUGAAAGAUGUGGGGUACCUUUGUUUCCUACUUCUCCAUAUCAUCCUCAUAGUAGUCCUCAUCCUUCAGCUCUAUAUGGACUUCAUCAUUUACAGUCACCAUUAGUCAUGUCACCAAAUAUAGUAGAUAGAAUGAAAAUGGAAGAAGACAGACUACAAAGAGAUAGAGAUAUGCAAGAGCGAGAAAAAAGAGAUAAGGCAAAACAACAACAACGAGUUAAAAAUGUUCAUACUAUGGCAGCUGACCUUUCAGGAAGGCGUCAUUAAUGUCCAUUAUUAGUCAUACAACUAAACCUCAAUUUGUAUGUCUUUCGUGAACAUCAUAAUGCCAAAUUCAUCAAAAAAAACAAAAGUUACAGUUACCAAAAUCAAACCACCUAUGUAAUCAAGUGAUACCCAGUCAUAAUAACAACAAAUCAACAAGCUUCAAAAACUGUUAAACUACAUUUCUUCUUAUACUCCUGAAGUCGUCUAAACUUCUAAUUCUUUUUAUACUAUACAACAACUAUUACAACAUAUUUUGAAUUCAACAAAUCUUGAAUUAAAAUGUAUCUAAUAGUAUUUUACAAUCAACGACAAUGGGAUCUUAACAAAAUAUAAUACUUCAUUUUUCUCAAUAUGCCAGAAACAUCACCUAUAGAUCAACAGUCACAAGAUUGCUAGUUGAAUCAGUAUACGGUCUUUGGAAUUUGCAAGGAAAAUCAAGAAAAAAUGUUUUGUGUUAACAAUUACAAUAUCAACUAAAAAUAUUGAAUAUAAAAAAAUGGUUUGCAAAUAGGAACAAAUUUAUUCUCUCAAGAACUUCAACUUUUUAUAAAGUAUUAUAUCAACAUUUAACAUGCUGUUCCAAUAAUAUUUUCAAUCAUGCCACUAAUUCCACCGUAUAUUCUCAAUUGCUCAAUAAGAACCCUUAGUUUUUUCUAUGUAUUUGGCAUUUGAGCAAAUCGAAUGACAUAAUCACAUCACCCCUAUUGAUUACAUUUUGUUUUACCAUUUUUUUUUAUUAUUAUUAUUAUUAUUAUUUAGGGAAUAUAUAUUUUUUUUUAUAUACUAAUUACAGUAGGUAUCUACAAAUUUACUACUUAUUUAUUAAUUUAAGUAAUAUUAUUUAUAUCUGUACCAAGUAUAUAUACUAUUUAUAUAUAUCUUAGAUGUAUGUAUGUAUGUAUAUGCAUAGUUAUAUAUUAUUGUGUUAUGAUUUUACUAGGUACAAUAAUAUUACAUAACAUCCAAGUUACAAAGUACCAUGUAACAAUAAUAAUAAAUUUUUCUGUACAUGCAUUAUAUGAUCACCAACUGAGAUCUACAAUAUUGUUAUGUGAUAAUACUAAAUUAAGAUAUUAUUUUCUUGUAUAAUUGAUUGUUAGCUAUUUAAGAGUCAUUGCUCAAUGAUAACGAGCUGAUAAUUAAUGGCUGACAUCUCAAUGAUCCCUUUCCCUCUCACCCAUUUUUAUUUUAUUUUUUUAUUAUAUUAUUAUUAUUACAUGUAUUUUUUUUUUAUUAUACAUAAUUUGUAAUAUCUGACAAUAUUGGAAACAACCAAUUAUGUCCUGUGAUUUUUAAGCCUGGUAUACUAAUCCCUUAAUUUUUCCCAAAUAAUAAUAAAUAGUUCAAUACUUUUAAUUUAAAUUAUGUUCUUCUAAUAAAUAGUUCCUACCUACCCAAAUUUAAGCUAUGUUUUUUAUAAUAAUGCUUAAAGUGUCCUGUUUCAGUAUUAUAUUAUUUUUUCUACUAUAACUUAAUCAUGAACAAAUUUUAUUUUCUAAAUGAAUUUUGUUACCUUAUAACUAUGUAAAAUCAUGAUGUUCAUUGAUUUUCAUAUUAUGACUGAACGCCAAGGCACAUAAUAAAUAUAUACAUAUUAUAUAAUAAUACCCGCACUCACUCCUACUAGAAUAAUAUAAUGAUUUUAGUUAAUAUAACAUAAAUGGUUUAUAUAUUGAUCUUUUUUAUUGCUUAAAAAUUAUUUUGUAAAUAAAUUAUUGAAUAAAAAAAAAGAUUAAAUGAA
This is a messenger RNA of Rhopalosiphum padi (bird cherry-oat aphid), 5108 nucleotides long. RefSeq lists its product as uncharacterized. The record is from RefSeq and is a predicted model, not a curated record. Lineage: Eukaryota; Metazoa; Arthropoda; Insecta; Hemiptera; Aphididae. The coding region runs from base 266 to 3367 and encodes 1033 amino acids. The transcript has 20 exons.